This is a messenger RNA of Cottoperca gobio, 2637 nucleotides long. RefSeq names its product axin interactor, dorsalization associated (gene aida). The transcript is spliced from 11 exons. Gene Ontology annotation, biological process: determination of ventral identity. Bases 197 to 1123 code for a protein of 308 amino acids. Gene Ontology annotation, cellular component: membrane. Lineage: Eukaryota; Metazoa; Chordata; Actinopteri; Perciformes; Bovichtidae. Gene Ontology annotation, molecular function: phosphatidylinositol binding. The record is from RefSeq and is a predicted model, not a curated record.
UCCUUUCUCUUGCGGAUGUGCUAUUAAAGUGUGAGCAGAAAGGGCUUGGUCGGGGUGUCACUGGUGUAUCUGUGCGACUCUGGACAGCAGAUAACCGGGCUGACGACGCUGCUGCUGCUGCCGCUGAAGCCCCGUACAUGAACCUCCUCCCCGGCUAUGCUGCCCUGAGAGCGCAGAGAGUAUCCGGCCCGCCAACAUGUCUGAUGUCAACAAGACUAUUCAGAAAUGGCACGCCAGUUUUAGCAAAGGCACAGACUUUGACUCGUGGGGACAAUUAGUGGAGGCUAUAGAUGAGUACCACAUUUUAGCGAGACAACUGCAAAAAGAGGUCCAGUCACCAAAUUCAUCAGACUUCACAGAGGAGCAGAAGAAAACUUUGGGAAAGAUUGCAACAUGCCUCGAGAUGAGAAGUGCCAGUUUGCAGUGCACACAGUCAAAGGAGGACUUCAAGUUAGAAGAGCUGAAGAAACUGGAAGCCAUAAUUCAAAAUAUUCUGACCUUCAACAAAGAAUUUCCCUAUGAUGUGCAGCCAGUGCCCUUAAGGAAAAUCCUCGCUCCAGGUGAAGAGGAGAACUUGGAGCUGGAGGAGGAGGAGGAGGAUGCUGCAGCAGGAGCAGGUUCUACAGAGGCGUUCCCCCCGCGAGCCCCCGCUUCGCAAGGUACCUUGUUGCCACGGUUACCCUCAGAGCCUGGCAUGUCGCUCCUUACACUAAAGAUUGAAAAAAUUGGAUUGAAGGACGCCGGGCAGUGCAUCGAUCCGUACAUGACCAUCAGUAUCAAAGAUGUGAACGGCGUGGAUGUGAAUCCGGUGCAGGAUACUCCCGUGGCCUCCAGGAAGGAAGAUACCUACAUCCACUUCAGUGUGGACGUGGAGAUCCAGAGACAUGUGGAGAAAUUACCAAAAGGGGCAGCUAUCUUCUUCGAGUUCAAGCACUACAAACCUAAAAAGGGGUUUACCAGCACUAAAUGUUUUGCCUUCAUGGAAAUGGACGAGAUCAAACCCGGCCCCAUCGUCAUCGAACUGUACAAGAAGCCCACAGACUUCAAGAGGAAGAAACUGCAGCUUCUAACAAAGAAACAACUCUAUCUUCAUCUUCAUCAGACAUUACACAAGGACAGCUAAGUCGCAGCGCGCCCUGAACUUUGAACCACUUCUUUGUAAUCUCUCGUACACUCACAUCCAGCAAAAUGUGGAGUUCCACCUCAUCACAUCCAGCAAUACUAAACCAAGUUGUAUUCAUGUUUUUCUCCAUGAGUACACGAAGAAAGUGAAGGGACGCAAACAGUAGUGACAUCAGCUCAGACUUUUGUAUUCUUUCAUUUUGUUUUCAAGCAUGACGAUGUAUUAGGGCCAUUGUAGGUUUCAAUAAAUAAAUAAAGAAAAGAAAAGAAGCGGGGGGGGUCAUAUUCUGAGAAAGCUUGAAUAUUCUCUGUGAUUCUAAAGUAAUACAUUUGUGGGAAAACGACCUACUAUGGCCCUCGUACACUGUCAGGGUGCAUAAUAUCCAUUAUGUAAAAUAAGUUCUCAGUUUUUGACACGUUGGAGAUGCACCACCAUCAUCUCCAGUCUUCCUUUAGCUCACUGGUUUUUAGAAACGGGGGACACGAUGUGAGUUAUUGCAGGUGCUUAAUUUGAGUCACUACUAUAUGUUUGUGCUGUUUGAUGUUGGACUCGAAACAUUAAAGGCAGCUAAAGGUGCCAAACUAUGUGGACUUAUUGGUGAAGUCAAAGCCACUCCCUGAAUAAAUAACACACUAACAGGCAUCACUGUUUGCUCUUUAAAAGUUUGUGCGUGCCAUAAUUAUAGACUUUGUUUGUGGUGUUUAAUAAUUAUCAUUUAAAAGACGCUGUUACAAACUGUUUUAAUUAAAUUUGCAUUAUAAACCUCUUGGUUAAAAUAGUGAUAUUCCCCCAAUUAAUAAUUCAUUUUUAAUAAUUGUUUCCAAAAUGAUUAAUUGUGAAAUUGGAUUACAAAAUGAAAAAAAAAAAAGUAUUAAAUUAAACUUUAUGUUAAUCUAUUUACUAAUGUGUCUGCCGAUCAUACAGGACCACGAUUAGUUGUCUGCUUUAACAUUUACAGUUUCCAUUUAAUUUAAUAUUAACUGAGCUUUCACAUUACACACUGUCAGCAGGCACUCUGAUGUGCCAGCUGGGUCUUGGUACAGACUUACACAUUUUUAAAACAUUAAAACUAACAUGGAAUGGAAACUGUAACUGUAUUAUAAUUGUGUGUAUAUUAUAAUAUAAUAAUAAUAAUAAUUAACAAUUAAAAAAAAGUCCAGAAUUGUCCCGGUGGCACUCUAUAAUCGUUUGUUGUUUAGUCACCGACAGUAUUUAAUUCAGUGGCAUUUAUAAAGUUAAAUGGUGAAAUUAGAGGUUUAAUAUACAGUAGGUGUCAAUUUAUGAUGCACUGAAAUGCUCUGACCAUUUUAAGAGUAAUACUUUUUUUUUUUUUAAACGUUAUGUUCGCUUUGUUAGAAUAUAUCACACGUAUGAUUAUCUGUUUUAGCCCAGAGUUAAGGAGAUUUCGACUCGGUAGCAAUUAACAUUUCAGUUCGGUUUUCAUGCUUCAGUGUGUAUUGGAAUGUGUGUUUGAAAACUGUUUCCUACUGUUUAAUAAAUGCAUAAAGAGUUAA